Messenger RNA from Hemicordylus capensis (graceful crag lizard), 983 nucleotides. RefSeq names its product splicing factor 3b subunit 5 (gene SF3B5). Gene Ontology annotation, biological process: mRNA splicing, via spliceosome. Gene Ontology annotation, cellular component: U2 snRNP; precatalytic spliceosome. The record is from RefSeq and is a predicted model, not a curated record. The coding region runs from base 266 to 526 and encodes 86 amino acids. The transcript has a single exon. Lineage: Eukaryota; Metazoa; Chordata; Lepidosauria; Squamata; Cordylidae.
CUGGCGGUGUUUUUGGAGAAUAGAGUUGCGAUCGUACGUUACUAUAGAGACCGAAAAAUUGCGCCUCCGUUAAUCCGGAAGAGGAAGUGCACGUUCGCGGGCUCUCUCUUUUUUUCUUCGGAGCGCCAUUUUGUGAGAGGCUGUUGGGGGGCCAAGGAAGCCGGCUUUGCGCUCAUCCUUGUUGAUUUGCUGGUUUUCCGUCGCCGCCGCUGCCUUUCUCCUCCUCCUCCACAGCAGCAGCAGCAGCAGCGGCGGCGUCCUCGCCAUGACGGACCGUUACACGAUCCACAGCCAGCUGGAGCACUUGCAGUCCAAGUACAUCGGGACGGGCCACGCGGACACCACCAAGUGGGAGUGGCUGGUGAACCAGCACCGGGACUCCUACUGCUCUUACAUGGGCCACUUCGACCUGCUCAACUACUUUGCCAUCGCCGAGGACGAGAGCAAGGCCCGGGUGCGCUUCAACCUCAUGGAGAAGAUGCUGCAGCCGUGCGGGCCUCCCGCCGACAAGCCCGACGAAUCCUAAGGCCGGCUCCCGCAGCCCUCCCCGCCCCCCCCUUUCCCCCCAGUCCCUGCCUGAGGCGGGAGAGGAAGGAGAGAAGCGGGGCCGGCCGCCAGCCCGCCCGCCGCCCACGCGCGGGGAGGAGCGAUGGACUUGGAGAAGCCCCCGAGCAACUGGUUCCCCCCAGAUCCGGGGCCCCCAGCCGAGCCGCUCUGCUGCUGACUUGUUCCCGCCGCUUUCAGGCCAGCGAGGGGCAUGGUCGGGGGAAGCCUUUGGCGAACUUGCCCUGCGGCCAACUGUGGAAACUCGCCGCUGUUUCAGAGGCUGAGGCUGCCCGAGCGGAUUGUUUCUCUUUGGCGAAAGACUCUUAGCGCGGACAAACUGUGGCAGGACGGUGACUUUCCCCGCACUCCCGCUUAGAAAUGUUUUGGAGGAGAGGCGUUGGGUCGCUUAAUAAAUGCUGCGUUGCUGCGUGUCCCAA